This is a messenger RNA of Habropoda laboriosa, 1363 nucleotides long. RefSeq names its product leucine-rich repeat-containing G-protein coupled receptor 5-like. Lineage: Eukaryota; Metazoa; Arthropoda; Insecta; Hymenoptera; Apidae. The transcript is spliced from 2 exons. The record is from RefSeq and is a predicted model, not a curated record. The coding region runs from base 56 to 1363 and encodes 435 amino acids. Gene Ontology annotation, molecular function: protein binding.
AAACUUUCCUCCAACUGUGGUCGACUUGGAACUCAAUUUUGCUCUAAUUAACAAGAUGACGUACCAAAUAGUCAUCCCGAUGCUUUUACUUACAUCGGUUCACAUGGCUGCCACAAUUCAAACAGUCUCUCAUGUGCAAAAGUGUAGAGGCGUGCAGGAUUUUAGCUACAGGAAAGAGCCAGCGUACGUGAACUGUCCGGAGGAAGAAACCGUAAAUUUUUCCGGAUUAAAAUUAAAAAGAAUUCCGGAGAAUUUUGUAAGUAGCAAGAGUAUAAGGAACGUGUUAUUGGAUCGAAACGAUAUUCGUGCAAUUCCGAGAGACACGUUCAAGAACGUGGCGAGUAUGCAAUGUCUGAAUCUAGCACGGAAUCAGAUACCGAUGAAAUGGUUGAAAUUCGAACACGACAACUUGAGAACCCUUAUUUUAGAUCAUCAGAUCGUAACAGAAUCUGACAACAUGAUGGGGGACGAUAAGCUCCAUCUGGCUGACUUGGUAUCAAAUUAUCCCAACUUGGAGACAUUAUCGAUAAACGGGAUCGACGAGAUGGACGUGAUUUUCACAUCAGUCGCGCCUUUUCCGCGAUUGACCACCAUCUAUGCGACCGAUGCGGGUUUUACGUACGUAGCCGAUUCUCUAUUUCGCGAUUAUAGCGAAUUAAGGGUCGUGCAUCUAGAAGGUAACAAAAUUGAAGAAAUUGAGCUGAGGGGUACUGAAAAUCUCGAGGCGUUGUACCUGGACCGAAAUCCUAUACAGAGUAUAAAUAUCGAUUCGUUCAAUAGAAGUCUACAGGUGUUGUCGUUGUCCGGUUGUCUGUUGAAGCAAAUGAUACCGAUUUCCGUCUCGUCGUUAAUCACGUUAGACCUAUCUUCGAAUCAAAUUACAGACGAAUCGGAACACAGAAACUUGCAAAGCUUACCGUCCCUGGAGAAUCUUAUUUUGAAUUACAACCAAUUAUCCUUGUUCCCGGAUUUCCGGCAUUUCAAACGUCUGAAAGUAUUACUCCUGAGUUACAACCAGAUUUCGACGAUUCCGUACCACGUUGUACCGCACCAGUUGAAGAUUUUGAGUUUAAAAGGAAACCAAUUAAGCGCAAUCGAGACAACGACGUUCUCCAACUUGGAACAGCUCGAGGAAUUGGAUUUGUCGAUGAAUCUGUUGGUAUCGUUGCCUGUCGGCUGGCAGAAGAACUUGAAAAUGUUGCGAUACUUGAACUUGGAGACGAAUAGAUUCACGGCGAUAGAAUAUAUGGAGAUCGGUACGUCGUGGGCUUUGACGGAAUUAUGCGUGAGGAAUAAUGCGAUAAAAGGCAUAGAUUUGAACUCGCUGCAACUUGUGCCGUCGCAGUGCACAGUGUUUCUGUAG